UGAUUUCUUAUCGGGACCCCGAGGACUCUAAUGAUCAGUAGGUGUCCAGGGGCCUUGUUAGUUUCCUAAUUUGGACAGAGCGUUCUCGACACGCACCUUUUGCUCAACUGCUUACCGCACAACUUUCAAAAUGACACUACUCUCGCGGCGACAUACGCCAUGGCUUAUCCUCUCGAUACUGUCCUUAAUCUCUCUUGCUUCCGCCCACAUGAUUGAAAUUACAGCCUCAAGAAAAGAGUGCUUCUUUGAGGACCUACACGAACAUGACCAAAUGACAGUCACAUACCAAGUUGGAGAGGGCGGGCACCUCGACAUUGACUUCUGGUUAACAGACCCAGAAAACAAUGUUCUCGCUAAGCACAUCCGUGAAAGCACUGGCACAACGUCCAUAACAGCUGAGAAGGAUGGCCGUCACGAGUACUGCUUUUCGAACCAGAUGAGCACAGUUGCGGACAAGAUGGUUAGCUUCAACGUUCACGGUAUCAUAUACGUGUCCGAAGAAGCAGAUGUCACUGCUCCCGUUGAACGCGAGAUCCGCUCCCUAGCGAUAGGCCUCACAUCCGUCAAGGACGAACAAGAAUACAUUGUCGUCCGUGAGCGCACGCAUCGGGACACAGCAGAAAGCACCUGCGACCGUGUGAAAUGGUGGUCUGUGCUUCAAGCACUUGUGCUGUUCGCGGUAGUUGCGUGGCAGGUGUACUACCUUAAGAGCUUCUUCGAAGUAAAGCGCGUUAUAUAGUGCAUGGACUAUGGAACAUAAUGUAUCCGCUUCUACUACCUUAGAAUCUGUCUGACAAUGAUGACAUUCUAAAUCCAAGAGAGGGAUGAUAUGUAACAUCGAGUACUAAUUGUUUAGCGCUCGAUAGUCCUUAUGGUCGACAGAAAAAUACAAGCGUCUAGUGAUGGCGCAUGAGACAUCCCAU
Messenger RNA from Suillus paluster, 923 nucleotides. Its product is annotated as emp24/gp25L/p24 family/GOLD-domain-containing protein. The record is from RefSeq and is a predicted model, not a curated record. Gene Ontology annotation, cellular component: Golgi apparatus; endoplasmic reticulum-Golgi intermediate compartment; COPII-coated ER to Golgi transport vesicle. Lineage: Eukaryota; Fungi; Basidiomycota; Agaricomycetes; Boletales; Suillaceae. Gene Ontology annotation, biological process: intracellular protein transport; Golgi organization; endoplasmic reticulum to Golgi vesicle-mediated transport. The coding region runs from base 131 to 739 and encodes 202 amino acids. The transcript is spliced from 5 exons.